AUGCCGUCAGCUGCUGGCCCAAGGAUGUACGAGAAUCACAUACCAUCAUUCAUGUCUGUUUAUGACAUGGAUGCGACGGUGAUAGAAAGCCCAGGUCUGGGGCCACUCCCCAAGCUAUCGAGCAGCACAGCACACACCACAAAGCAGUCGUUAUUACGGCCACAAGCGGAUGACCAAAGCACGCAGAUACAUUCACACCAGCAUCGGGAAAGUACGUCGACGCAAGCAUCUGACUCGACAGACUCAUCCCCUACCACAACUAUUUCCACCGUAGACUCAUCAUCGUUGUCAGAUCCAUCUCCAAGCUCGUCUCCUGAAUCACCUAUCACCUUGGUGCCGUUAUCAUCGUUUUCUGGAUCUAGCUUUGGUUUGGAUUCCUUUCAAAGUUUGAAAAUGGACGACCUCAGUCCUCCUCAAUUACCGAUUCAACGGCCCAUGACUUCACCUUCGCCCAGGAAAACGAAGAAUCUCAAGAGCCUUGCCCUCAAUCUCAGUCCCAGUAUAGAGACUCUGCAAACUUCGGAACCAUCAUCGCCGUCAUUCAUCAAGCCACCAACACUGACGGGAAGACGGAAACCUAGUCUUCUGAGCCUCAAUACUGGGGCGGCAAAUGGCUUUUCGUUAAAUGUGGAGCCACCUGGGUCUCCUGGGAUACCGACAAUGUUGCAAAGAAGAGGAUUAAAGCACUCAAUUUCUUCUCCCCAGAUACUUUCAACACCAAGUUUCGGGCCCAACGGCGGAAUGACAUUGGGGGAGAGGAAGCUACCACUCGGACCUUCAAGGUUCAAGGAAUCCAACCUCGCCAUGAAGACUUUCACUAUUGAUGAAGACGCACAGGAAGCCCCUACUGGAGUUCAAAUGGCUACCCGGGUUCCAGGAGUUGCAGUUGGUGGCGAUUCGUUUGACAGACCCCAUUCGGGAGAAGAUGCCAAGUCACCUUCGUAUCCAGAAGGACCCAUAUUGAUGCACGAACCUAGCGUUCAUCUUUAUUUAGAACCAAAGGUCGAGGAGGCCAUGAAGUUUGAUGUAAUCAUCAACGUAGCGAGAGAAGUCAAGAAUCCGUUCAAGGUUGCGGAGGAGAAAGAGGCCGCGGAGAAGAGCAAAGCACAAGCGGAAACGCCAAGUGCAGAGACUCCAUCAUCACCGCCGGCAGUCAGUGACACACCGCCAGACACGGCGAUGUCAAUGUUAUCAUUCCAAACAGCUUUCGAGGUUCAACCGUCGGGUUCCACAGAAUCGUCACCGACAACGCCUAAGCCCAGUGUAGACAAGACGUUACCAGAGUACAUCCACGUGCCUUGGGACCAUAACACGGAUGUUAAGGACGAGUUGUGGGACUUGUGCGAGCUUAUUGACAACAGAACGAAGGAAGGCAAGAAGGUCCUUGUUCACUGUCAGCAGGGCGCAAGUCGUUCGGCGACUUUGAUCAUUGCGUACCACAUGUACAAAAACCAGUCGCUGGGUCCAAACGAGGCAUACUCUCAGGCGCAGUCAAAGUCACGCUGGGUCAACCCCAACAUGUCGCUACUGUUCUCCUUGAACGACUUCAAGAAGGUCAUUGAAAAGAAGAAGUUGGAGAACAACACGGUACGAAAGCCCACUGUCAAGCACAGGCCGACUUUAUCUGUCGAUGGUGUUGAAGCUCCACCGACCCCAACGAGAGCUCGAGGGAAUUCGACACCGAGUGUCUCGGCCCGUGACAAUGCUCUGGCCAAACCGGAGGCGAAGAAUGAUUCUCCAGUUGCGACAAAUUCAGCAAUCACAAGGUUAGGAGGGUUUGACUUCGGUUUCGGAAACAUGUCGAUCAACAAUGAACGACCGCAGCAGGAAAGUAACGAAUGGGAGGAUCUAUUGUCUCCACGACUGGAGGAAAUGACCAACAACCCCAUUCAGAGCUUCACACGCCCGUAUGUGCCCGAGCCUGAAGCGGAUUCCGUACCCAGUCUCUUCUCACCCCGUGCCUUCGAGUUCCCACGGUCAUCAUUCUUCCCGCCACAACGAGCACCAUUAGCAGUGGACGAGGACCCUCGAAGUCCCCCAACCAAGGGUGAAGCGCCUAUCAUACGCUCGAUUGAUGAUUUCCUUUAA
This is a messenger RNA of Cadophora gregata, 2088 nucleotides long. RefSeq lists its product as uncharacterized. The record is from RefSeq and is a predicted model, not a curated record. Lineage: Eukaryota; Fungi; Ascomycota; Leotiomycetes; Helotiales; Ploettnerulaceae. Gene Ontology annotation, cellular component: cytoplasm; cytosol; nucleus. The transcript has a single exon. Gene Ontology annotation, molecular function: protein tyrosine/threonine phosphatase activity; MAP kinase tyrosine/serine/threonine phosphatase activity. The coding region runs from base 1 to 2088 and encodes 695 amino acids. Gene Ontology annotation, biological process: protein dephosphorylation; negative regulation of MAPK cascade.